Messenger RNA from Amorphotheca resinae ATCC 22711, 709 nucleotides. RefSeq lists its product as hypothetical. The record is from RefSeq and is a predicted model, not a curated record. NCBI's taxonomy places the organism in Eukaryota, Fungi, Ascomycota, Leotiomycetes, Helotiales, Amorphothecaceae. The coding region runs from base 101 to 637 and encodes 178 amino acids. The transcript has 2 exons.
CAAACUCAAUUUAUGACCUGAUCACCUUGCCAAUAUUGUCUGUGUCUGUGACAGACUCAGUCGUUCACAUCUAACUCUUCUUCUACUGUACCCUUUCACUAUGGCCCGACUCAACCUUACCCGUCCCUCUUCGCUCCAAGUAUCCCGCCACCAGAUCCCCCCACACAAUCUCAUUCCCAAUACCUCGAUUCAGAACAGACCCCUCAUAAUCUACCACUCAUGUAUCCCCCAAUUUGCAACUCCUGCAGAUAUAGAAGCCCAUCUCAAAGCUGUUGGAGUGGUGACCCCUCAAUGGCGUUAUUCCAUGUAUACCAAGACCCAUUUCCAUAGCACCACCCACGAGGUUCUAUGCGUGUCAUCUGGACGAGCUAAAUUAUGUUUUGGUGGCGAAGAAAACCCAUCCAGGGUUGAAGCUUCUGUCCAGAAAGGGGACGUCAUUAUUAUACCAGCUGGAGUUGGCCACCGACUUCUAAAAGACUUCAAUGGUGAUUUUGAGAUGGUAGGUAGCUAUCCAAAGGGGAAGAGUUGGGAUAUGUGCUAUGGGAGGGAGGACGAACUGCAGAAGGUGAAGGAGAUAAGUAGCCUAGGAUGGUUCGAGAAGGACCCUUUGUAUGGAGACGAGGCUCUGGUGUCAUAGCAGGGGAAGGAGAGAGCCUUGAUGGCUGCACGCAAGAGAAUGCAAUUGUAAUUCCCACCCAAUAUACCGGAA